CCUUCAGUAUAAUACAAAAAUGUUUAGGAAGAAACAAAAAUAAGAAGGGUAAAUACGUCAUUACAGUCAAAACCCUAGUCUCUUCAUUUCGGUGCUCCCAUUUAUACUACUGAUUUUUCAUUUCAGUCAUCACUCUCAUUCACUUCUCGACCUCUCUCGCGAUCUGAACGGAGGCCUCUCUUCUGGUCACUUUGUAGGCUGCAAUCAUGGCCGAUGGACCAAAUCAUCCAUCAAUUGCGCAGAAGUUAGGUGGAUAUUCUUAUUUGGUGUCUAGGCUUAGCUCCAACUCUAACUACAGGAAUUACUCUACAUCCGGUACUUUCACCAAUGGAGGAGUGCAGACUUCUGGUUUGGCACUUGCAUCACCUCUGUCGUCCUUUACGGUGCCUUCUCCAGCAGAGAAAGGACCAGCUGGAUUUUUGAUCGAUUUUCUGAUGGGAGGAGUUUCUGCUGCUGUGUCGAAGACAGCUGCUGCUCCUAUUGAACGAGUUAAAUUGCUUAUCCAAAACCAGGAUGAAAUGCUCAAAAGUGGCAGGUUAUCUGAACCAUACAAGGGAAUUGGUGAUUGUUUUGCUCGAACCAUGAAGGAUGAGGGUGUAAUUGCUCUGUGGAGAGGCAAUACUGCUAAUGUUAUCAGAUACUUCCCUACUCAGGCUCUGAACUUUGCUUUUAAGGAUUACUUCAAGAGGCUUUUCAAUUUUAAAAAAGACAGAGAUGGCUACUGGAAGUGGUUUGCUGGGAAUUUAGCAUCUGGUGGAGCUGCUGGGGCUUCCUCACUCUUAUUUGUCUAUUCUUUGGAUUACGCCCGUACCCGUUUGGCAAAUGACGCAAAGGCUGCAAAGAAGGGUGGUGAGAGGCAAUUUAAUGGGAUGGUUGAUGUUUACAAGAAAACCUUACAGUCUGAUGGCAUUGCUGGCCUUUAUCGUGGAUUCAACAUCUCGUGUGUUGGAAUUAUAGUGUAUCGUGGUCUUUACUUUGGAAUGUAUGAUUCUCUGAAACCAGUUGUUUUGGUUGGUGGGAUGCAGGAUAGUUUCUUUGCUAGUUUCCUGUUGGGAUGGGGUAUCACAAUUGGUGCUGGUUUGGCCUCUUAUCCCAUUGAUACUGUGCGUAGAAGAAUGAUGAUGACUUCUGGAGAAUCUGUGAAGUAUAACAGCUCUUUGCACGCAUUCCAAACCAUCGUUGCAAAAGAGGGUACUAAGUCUCUUUUCAAAGGUGCUGGUGCAAACAUAUUGCGUGCAGUUGCAGGUGCUGGUGUGCUUGCUGGUUAUGACAAGCUGCAGCUGGUCUUGUUUGGAAAGAAAUAUGGUUCUGGCGGCGGCUAAAUAAUGACGAUAAUAAUCACCCGGAAUCCUUCUGUUUGUUCCCUUGUGAUUUGGAUAAUUUUGGAUCAACAAGUGUUAUUAAUAUUUUCCAGAAUUUAGGGUCUUUCUAUUUAGUGAUUAUAGUUUUAUGAACUUAAAUUUCAUUUGGUUGUUACAUUUCAUGACUUAACCAAGUCCGUGCAGUUUGAAACUACCUUUUGGUUCAGUGAUACUCUGAUUGCUGAUAUUUUGUUGAAA
This is a messenger RNA of Medicago truncatula (barrel medic), 1559 nucleotides long. Its product is annotated as ADP,ATP carrier protein 3, mitochondrial. NCBI's taxonomy places the organism in Eukaryota, Viridiplantae, Streptophyta, Magnoliopsida, Fabales, Fabaceae. The record is from RefSeq and is a predicted model, not a curated record. Gene Ontology annotation, cellular component: mitochondrial inner membrane. Gene Ontology annotation, biological process: mitochondrial ADP transmembrane transport; mitochondrial ATP transmembrane transport. The transcript has 4 exons. Gene Ontology annotation, molecular function: ATP:ADP antiporter activity. The coding region runs from base 207 to 1322 and encodes 371 amino acids.